AUAAAACCACCCAAAAACUCUAAAAAAAAAAACAAUCCCACCACUCUCUUUCUCUUCUCUGCAACUCAGAGCCUUCAACAAUGGCGUCAAUGGCUCUGAGUUUAACCUCUCCUCCAACUUCUUCUCUCUCCUUCAGAUCUCUCAAACCCAUCUCAAUUUCAUCCAUCAAAUCUCACCCUUCCAUUUCUUUUCCUUCUCUCAGAUCCAACUCUCCAAAACCCAUUUCUCAAAAACACUUUCUCUCUCCUCCAUCUCUCCUCUCAUCAUCAUCAUCAUCCUUCAAACUCAAACCCAUUUCAUCAUCAUCAUCACCAUCACCAUCAACAACAUCAUCACCACCACCUCAAGGACAAGGAGCAGCAAUAAAACCCUUACUAGCAUCAAUUAUAACCGGAGUAAUUAUAUGGUUAAUCCCAACACCAGAAGGUGUAACAAAACAAGCAUGGCAACUUCUAGCAAUAUUCCUAUCAACAAUCGUUGGAAUAAUAACACAACCACUUCCAUUAGGUGCAGUAGCAUUAAUGGGUUUAGGAGCAUCAGUGGUAACAAAAACCCUGCCAUUUUCGGCCGCAUUCUCCGCAUUUGGAGACCCAAUUCCAUGGCUUAUUGCUCUAGCAUUCUUCUUUGCAAGAGGGUUUAUUAAAACAGGUUUAGGAAAUAGAGUGGCUUAUCAAUUUGUUAAGUUAUUUGGUAGUUCAUCACUUGGUUUAGGGUAUAGUCUUGUGUUUAGUGAGGCAUUAUUAGCACCUGCUAUACCAUCUGUUUCGGCGCGAGCAGGUGGAAUUUUUCUGCCUUUGGUUAAAUCACUGUGUGUUGCUUGUGGGAGCAAUGUAGGUGAUGGAAGUGAAAGGAAAUUGGGUGCUUGGUUGAUGAUUACUUGUUUUCAAACUUCAGUUAUUUCGAGUUCUAUGUUUUUAACUGCUAUGGCUGCUAAUCCAUUGAGUGCUAAUUUGACAUUUAAUACUAUUGGUCAAGUUAUUGGAUGGAUGGAUUGGGCUAAAGCUGCUAUUGUUCCUGGAUUGGUUUCUUUGAUUGUUGUUCCUUUGCUUUUGUAUGUGGUUUAUCCUCCUCAGAUUAAGAGUAGUCCUGAUGCACCGCGAUUGGCGAAGGAGAAGUUGGAUUUGAUGGGUCCUAUGAGCAAGAAUGAGAUUAUUAUGGCAAUUACUUUGCUUCUCACGGUAGGACUGUGGGUUUUUGGAGGAGUUUUGAAUAUUGAUGCAGUCACUGCUGCUAUUCUUGGAUUAUCAGUGCUCCUCAUAACUGGGGUUGUCACCUGGAAAGAGUGCUUAGCUGAAUCAGUUGCUUGGGAUACCCUUACAUGGUUUGCUGCACUUAUUGCCAUGGCUGGUUAUCUCAACAAGUACGGACUCAUUUCCUGGUUCAGUGCAACUGUAGUUAAGGUUGUUGGUGGUUUAGGUCUUUCAUGGCAGAUGUCCUUUGGCAUUCUUGUUCUUCUUUACUUUUUCCAUUACUUCUUUGCAAGUGGAGCUGCACAUAUAGGUGCCAUGUUCACAGCCUUCCUAUCAGUUGCUGGUGCACUCGGGACUCCACCAUUUUUAGCAGCCAUAGUUCUCUCAUUCCUCUCCAACCUUAUGGGUGGCCUUACCCACUACGGUAUUGGAUCAGCCCCAGUUUUCUAUGGUGCUAAUUAUGUUCCCCUACCCCAAUGGUGGGGAUAUGGUUUCCUAGUCUCAGUUGUCAACAUCAUAAUCUGGCUCGGAGUUGGAGGCAUUUGGUGGAAGGCCCUCGGAUUGUGGUGAUCAGGUGCUCGUAGAAUUUGUUGACCUUGCAAUUCAGUAGUUCUGGCAAUUACUUCUUACUAUACAAACUUCAAGAGGUAGCCUCUGAAAUUUUGUUUAUGAUUCGUUGAUCACAGUAAAUUUAUUUUCUUCUCUUGUCUUCGCGAAAUGAACAGACAAUGAAAUAUAAAGAGCAAAAGAGAAAGCUUAUAGUCUAAAUGUGUUGUACUGCCUUGAGAAUUGCUUUAGUUCCUGACAAACUGAUUAUUUGGGUAAUCAGAUAUAUAUAUUUUGAUCCUGAUUUCUUGUACAAAACAGUGGAGAAGUCCACAAAUUUUAUUACUGAAAUAGUGGGAUUUCCAUUUCUGUGCUUA
Molecule: messenger RNA, 2113 nt
Organism: Beta vulgaris subsp. vulgaris (sugar beet)
Lineage: Eukaryota; Viridiplantae; Streptophyta; Magnoliopsida; Caryophyllales; Amaranthaceae
Product: dicarboxylate transporter 1, chloroplastic
Biological process (GO): transmembrane transport
Cellular component (GO): membrane
Molecular function (GO): transmembrane transporter activity
Source: RefSeq, a predicted model, not a curated record